AUGGAAGACGUUCGUGCACUCCUCUUCGAUGUGUUUGGCACUUGCGUCGACUGGAGGACGACAGUGACCAACGCCCUAGUUCAGCAAUGCCGAGUGGCUUUGAUGAGAAGAUCAGCAAUCAUCACCAACGAUGUUCGGGCCAAAGCAAACGCAAUGAGCACCGAAGACUGGGGCAGUUUUGCUCAAGAGUGGAGGAGCAGCUACUACACAUUCACUCGGUCUCUUGCAGCAGAUUCAUCACUCAACUGGAAGACAGUGGACGACCAUCACCUCGAAUCUCUGCAUGAGUUACUGGUCAAGCAUGGUCUGGGUCGCGAAGAUGGCGACCUCGGAGGUCUCUGGAACAAGGAUGAAGUCAAGGAGAUGAGUCUCAUCUGGCACAAGCUCGACCCUUGGCCUGACACUGUUGCUGGUCUCGAGGCCUUGAACACCAAGUACGAGACUUGCACACUCUCCAAUGGAAACAUUUCUCUCCUCAAAGAUAUGCAGCAGCAUGGCGGUAUGCCCUUCAAGCAUACAUACUCUUCUGAGCUGUUCAAUUCAUACAAGCCUAAUCCGGCCAUCUAUCUGGGAGCUGCGAAGAGGCUGGGCUUGAAGCCGAGUCAGUGCGUCAUGGUCGCUGCCCAUCUGGGUGAUCUUGAAGCAGCGAAGGGUUGUGGUUAUCAUACCAUUUACGUCGCGCGAUCGCAGGAGGAAGAGAAGAAGAACGAAGAAGAAGCUAGAGAAAAAAGCUUUGUGGAUGUUUGGGUUGGUAUUGAUGAGAAGGGGUUCGUCUCUGCAGCGGAGAGGCUCGGAAUUCAUGUAUAA
Messenger RNA from Aureobasidium vineae, 807 nucleotides. The record is from the annotation of a GenBank genome assembly. NCBI's taxonomy places the organism in Eukaryota, Fungi, Ascomycota, Dothideomycetes, Dothideales, Saccotheciaceae.